Molecule: messenger RNA, 1017 nt
Organism: Fraxinus pennsylvanica
Lineage: Eukaryota; Viridiplantae; Streptophyta; Magnoliopsida; Lamiales; Oleaceae
Source: the annotation of a GenBank genome assembly
AUGGAGUUUAAUCCCAGUUACAACGAGGCCCUUUCAUUCGUUGAGAUUGUCAAGCAACGAUUUCAAGAUCAAGAAAGCGUUUAUCGAAAAUUUUGUAACAUCUUUGCAAUGUUCAGAGGAAGACUUACAGACCCAGAAAGUUUAAUUUCACAGGUGGAGAUUAUGUUCAAUGAUCACGCAGACCUGAUUUCACUGUUUCACAAUUUCUUCCCAAAGAAUUUACAGAUGGCCGUCGCCGGAGACAGAGAUACCGCUCCUGUUUGUGUUCCAACAGCGUUAAAAAAAUCAUCUGAUGAGUGUCGGAGAGACGAGGUGAAAGACGACGGAAGGGAAAAAACAAAACUCUGUAUUGAAUUUGUUAACCGGGUGGCAGAAACUUUACAGGAUGAUUACAAGUAUAAAUUGUUUCUUGAUGCUGUUAAUGGUUUGGGGAAGUUCAAGAACAUUGCUCAGGUUCGUAUGGAGGUUUGUGUUAUAUUUAAGGAUCACCCGGAAUUGGAGAUUGAGUUUUCAAGGAUUUUAACGGAUUACUAUGAGGCCAAUUCAAGGGUUGAAGAAGACGCCAAUCUCAGUUUCUUUUCCAGGAGUACGAGUGCUGGAGGUGGAGCACAGAAGAACAAUUAUAAACAAAUCAUGUCUAAUUACGAAGAUGAAAUGUAUAAAGUUGACAUGGAGUAUCAUUCUCUUCAAUCAACCAUGGAGGCCGUGGAUCAAAUGCUGAAGAAAUUGAAAAGAAAUCCGAAUGAAAUGGUCUGCAUUGAAGAUUACCUCACUGUUUUGAAUUUGAAGUACCUGAAAAAAAUUUAUGGUGAUCGUAGUGUGGUGAAGAUGAGGAGAAAUCCAAUUGAUGCGAAUGCCGUAACUUCCAUACAGUUGGACCUGAAUAACAAGUACAAGGAAGUUGAAAAACGUCUCAAGAGGACUAGGAUAAAGUGCUCAAGAACAAUGAAAGAAAUCCACAAGAAGGCGUACAAUCAAGAAAAUCAACGCUUAAGUAGGAAGAGAACAAGGGGAUAA